AAGUGAUCCAAAAAGUGGUUGUUUGUUAAGUAACCGUUGCCAAGCGCACUCACUCUAGUGAGUUAGCCGCGCUCUUAAGCUCUAACAACACCAUACAGCAGCUCUAUAUCGACACUUCCUCAAUCGUUGAGUGAGAAACCAUGCAUCCACAAGAACCCGGCGAUGUCUUUAGCCCUGCUGAUCGAAUCCGUCAACUCAAUGAUAUCGACAAGGAUGUAACAAAACUCCUCAACGCCGCGGGCGUUGCGAUCAGGUCGCUCACUACCAAUUCUUCUUCCAUAGCACUAGGACAGCAGUCCAGUGAUAUUCCCAAAAUCGAUGGGACCCUAGAAUCGCAUCAAGCAGCUUUCAGAGCUGCAAGCUCGCAAUACUUCGCUCUCCUCUCCUCGAUCGAUGUGCAUCUCCGACGGCAGGUGUAUGCUCUGGAAGAAGCGUCUAUAAUCAAGCCUGAAUCUGCUGAGACUGCAGGCGGGGGUACUACAACAACAACAAUUGCUGCUGCUGCUUCGUCAGGAGGAGUUAACCCUCUCGAUUCUAGCUGGCUUAAUAGCCGGAAGGAUACUGUCGGAAAGGAUAAGGAGGCGGAGUUGUGGGCGGAGGCUAGCAGGCUUGCUGCUCAGCUGGAUAAAGACAAAGGUUCUUACAGGAACGAAUCUGGCGUAUUGGAUAGGAAAGGGGCUUUCGAAAGAAAUAUGGAAGCUGAUUGAAGUUGAUUCGGGGCCGGGUUGCAUGCAUUGUCUCCGUCAGCGCGACAUUGGGGUGAAAUACAAUCAACCUCCUCCACCAACGCUACGAAAAUAUAGCGUGGUCAAUCGAUUCCCGCUGUUUCAUGAAUAUUUCCAUAUAUUGCACGGUACGACAUACCGAUAUUCGAAUGUCAAGUUGAAGCCAAGACUUCCCAUGCGCGCCGCAAUUAACCAUGCUAGUGACGUUCAUGCAUUUUCUACUGGCUGGUAUAUAGCGGAAACCGCCCCCGAAGGUUGUCAGCACAAAUAACGCCCACUCUUGUAAAGGCAUUACACCAUUGGAAUUGAGGGAUAGCUCUUUGGGAAACUCCUGUGUGACCCGACCGCAUGUGACGAUAAAGCAGAUAUGCUUCUAGGACUGGAACAACCCUGUUAUCCGCUAAGAUGCCAUGGGAUUUAUAUUGCAGAUAGAGGACAGACGAAUAGCGCCUUUGCUUUCUAAAUUACGGAGCCGUAUGCGCUGUUCAACGGGAUAGGAUCCUUACACAAUGCGAGGGAAUUGGGAAGAGAUGCUAUGCACAGUUGGGGCGCUCGUGUACUUGAUUGAAGAGAGCUGCAGUGUCUUGUCUAUAUAAACCGUGCUAGCACGACUCACGCGGUAAUGUAUUUUGACAAACUGGACGGGCUCUCUGACUUGCAGCUUUCCCCAGGUGCCGAUUUAUCUUUAGUUAGAUCCCCUGACUCUGGUAUUAAUAGCAAUGGAGAAGAUAAUUUGGAUUCUUUACAUUCGGAGAGUCAUAAAUAUCUUAUCACUCGUCCGAGAAUAAAUAAAGGAGAUAGAAACAAGAUAUAAAGGACGAACGAAAAUACAUGGGCCGCUCGCGUUAUCGCCGAAACCAGAAACGAUAAGUUAAUACUGCUGCAAAAUGCAACCCAUCUGAAUUUGCGCGGUUGGUACUUUCUAUAAGACGAACAAAGGCCGUAACUAAUGCUACCUCUUCAUUGAAUUGAUCAUCUCCCGAUGGGUAGCUUGAUCUCUAUUUGUCUCGGAAAGGGGUUGGAUACCUAUGCAAAAGGAAAAUCAUUAUAUUAGCAGAAGGAAUAAAAUCAAACCGAGCAGCAAUGUUGCCGGGAGGAGCCAAAAGUAGUCUAGCACUCACUUCUCAAGUCGGAAACGAUAUCCUUCGCUUUCCCAAAGUAGACCUCCUCUGCAGAUAGAUUCCAAUAUUAGUAAGAAGAUGCGUUUUAUAUCAUAAAACGGUUACGGUUGGUGUAAAUUUAAGCAAAAAGGUGUGCAUACGAAGAAGAUUCCGCAUCUUCAACUCCAUAUCCUCAACCAACCGCCCGACAUUCGCAACAUGACUAGCGUCUCCAUCGACGGCCAUGUCUGCCUCGAUCUGUCUCGUCAUAUUUCCACUGAGGUCCAUCUCACCCAAUCCUUCUGAACCGGUUGAUAAAUGUAGGAUGACGGUGCUCGUUAGUUUAUAGUGGCAUGUCCGCGCGCGGUCUGUGGCUUCAAAGACGUGGAUACUAUCCCAGGCACCAGAGUUUUUGGAGCCAGGAGUAAUUGCUGGAGGAAACGGUCAGCCAGUCGUUCAGGAUAGAGGUGAAAGAUGGCUGUGUUUUGCG
This is a messenger RNA of Blastomyces dermatitidis ER-3, 2315 nucleotides long. RefSeq lists its product as uncharacterized. NCBI's taxonomy places the organism in Eukaryota, Fungi, Ascomycota, Eurotiomycetes, Onygenales, Ajellomycetaceae. The transcript is spliced from 2 exons. Gene Ontology annotation, biological process: regulation of transcription by RNA polymerase II. Gene Ontology annotation, cellular component: mediator complex. The record is from RefSeq and is a predicted model, not a curated record. The coding region runs from base 141 to 707 and encodes 188 amino acids. Gene Ontology annotation, molecular function: transcription coregulator activity.